This is a messenger RNA of Arctia plantaginis, 1401 nucleotides long. NCBI's taxonomy places the organism in Eukaryota, Metazoa, Arthropoda, Insecta, Lepidoptera, Erebidae. The record is from the annotation of a GenBank genome assembly.
AUGAGUAGUGAUGGUAGCCGGAGUAUUGGACAUAAAAAUGUUAGUUUGACGGUAAUGGGUACAUGUUGGUGCAAAGACAUGGCACCAGAAGACGCGUUUGAGCCGCCGGGCACUCUCGCCUCGUCCACAAGUGCAAUGGAACCUCGCGUUGGUGUCCCAAAAGUUGUGGACCCCGUCAUUGUUGAUCAACUUGUAUUGGAACUGCUGACGCUUAUCGCAUCUUUUGUGGACAACGAUGAGGAAUCCCCAGUUUCACUAGUAAAGCUACAUGUUAUAGCUGACAAAGAGGAAGGUUGGUUCCAAGUAGUGUCUUCGAUGGUGCACGUCAUUCCCAUGGAAGAUCCCCUCGGCCCGUCGGCCAUCACUAUAGUGUUUGAUGAUUGCCCCCUACCAUCCAAAGAUUCUGUCAUUAAGUUGACUCAGCUGUUUGGUUUGUGCGGACAGCGUGCCACAACCGGCGAUAUGAAUGUUCGCGUCGAGCGCAAUAUCUGCGUGGUUCUGGGCUGCAUUGCCGACAAACUGGCUGGACCUAAUAGUGUCGCUGUACUCACCGAAGACACUCUCGAAUACAUGUUAUCUUUCUUGAUUGUUCGCCGCGAACCAUGCAUUAACGACUGGCCGAGUGUGACGAUUACCCCUGGCGACAAGUGGGUUUUCUGCGCCAAAUGGACACUUGAUAAUUUAUUUAUAGUAGAAGGCCGGCCGCUGUCAUACGAGGUAGUGGAUAUGUCCCCUAUCAACGCCAUCCUUAACUCACAAGACGUAAGCGAAUAUCUAAAGAUAUCUUGUGAUGGACUCGAGGCUCGGUGUGAUUCUUACUCGUUUGAGAGUGUCAGAUGUACAUUCCAGGUGAACAGUGGCUCGUGGUACUACGAGUGUCUUAUCGUGGACGCCCGGAGUGAUGCAAAUCGGAUGGGCGACCAAAAGCAGCCACUUCUUGAACCAUGUCAGUCAUCACUCGAGGGCUACGGUAUUGGCGACGAUCUUUACUCUUUGUCGUAUGACGGAUGUCGCAAGCUAAUAUGGCAUGAGGCGAAACCUUCUCCCGUGACUGAAGUCCCGGGUUGGAAGCCAGGUGACAUAGUCGGCUGCCUCAUUGAUAUGGACAUGAGGGAAGCAAUAUUCUCCCUCAACGGAGAGCGACUGAAACCCUGCACUGAACUUUUCGAAACUACAAGGCAAGGAUUCUUCGCAGCUGCUAGUUUCAUGGCAUUUCAGCAGUGUCGGUUCAACUUUGGCCACGAACCGUUCCGUUACCCACCUACGGAUCGUGCCUUUGACUGCUUUAAUGAUCACGGAUACCUCACCGAUGAAGAGAAAAAGGUGGUUCCACGUCGAAUUUAUUUGGAGCAGCUGAGGUGUUCAAGUGUGAGAGAGGACAGUUUGCACUCUAUGCUUUGA